Molecule: messenger RNA, 4176 nt
Organism: Plasmodium yoelii
Lineage: Eukaryota; Apicomplexa; Aconoidasida; Haemosporida; Plasmodiidae
Product: conserved Plasmodium protein, unknown function
Exons: 4
Coding region: 1-4176 (1391 amino acids)
Source: RefSeq, a predicted model, not a curated record
AUGCCAAAAGUGAUAGAGGAACUUAAAUUGUUCUUAACAAAUUUAUCAAAAGGAUCCGAUAUAGUUGACACUAGUGAUUUGCUGAGCUCAGGUGUGGCAGAUGAAUCUGUUAUUUUGGAUAUUAAAGCGAAACUUGGAGAUAGUCCUUGGAAUAUACAAAAAUUAAUAGACCUAGGAAUUGGAAUAAUUGAAGAAAAAGGAAAAAAGGAAAAUUUCGAAAAAAGUUGCGAAGAAAAUUGCGAAAAUUAUAAAAAAAAUUAUGAACAAAAUUGCGAAAAAAAUUAUGAACAAAAUUGCGAAAAAAAUUAUGAACAAAAUUAUGAACAAAAUUAUGAAACCUGGGAUGAAAGCGAGGGUGAAGGAGAAAACGAACUCGAACAUGAGCAUUAUAGUAGUGAUGAUCUAAUAUCCGAAGUUGAUAGAAUGAGCAUAUGUGAUAUUGAUAUGGAAUAUCAAAAAAAGUCAACAGAAAAAGAGGAAAUAAAAUAUAUAAAUGAAUCGUCUCGUGAAUAUAUCGAGCCAAUUGAUGAUAAUUUAAAAUUUAUAUCAUAUGAACAUGCAGAAGAAAUGUUAAAAUUUAUGAUACAAGAAAGUUAUAUAAAUAUACAUCCAAUUGCUAAAGAGUUUAUUUUAUUAAUAACUUUUGUAUUUAAUUGUAUAAAAAAAGAAUGUUGUAAAAGUAAUUGUUUAAAUUUUGAGCAAAAUACAAUGUCUAAUAAGAAGAACAUCAAAAUACAUAAUAAUGACGAACAGGAAAAUAAUGUAAAAAAAAAUAUGAACAAAAAAAAAAAUAUCAUAAAUUUUAUGAACAAGUUAGGUAAACAAAAUCAUAUUUUUUUAAAAAAAAAAAUAAAAUCACCAGAAAAAAAAAAAAAUAAAAUAAAUGCUGUUAAUAAUAGAAAUUAUGGUAAUGUUCAUUUAAAAGAGGAUGUUAUGUCUAAAAAUACAAAUUAUAAUGAUAAUGAAUCGAGUAUAAAUUUUAUGCAAUAUAUUUACAACGAUCCAAGAAAUAACAAUUAUCAAAGCGAACUUAGUAAAUUAAACACAUUUACCUCAUUUAAUUCUGAACAACAACCUCAAGAAACCGAUAGUAUAAAAAAAAAAAUAUUUGAUAUAAAUAUAACAUCACACAUAGACAAUAUCAAUAAAGGAAAUAAUUAUGGUCAUGCUAACAGUAAUGACAAUAAUUAUGACAAUAAUAAGUGUUUAAAUUAUGACACAUUUUUAAGUCUUCUCGAAUCAGAGAGGUGUGAAUAUAAUGUAGACGAUAUAGAACAUGCUUUUAGUCAAGAAAAUAUGAACAAAGUGUGUGGAAUUUUUUAUAAACACCUGAACAAGGUCAGGAAAAUGAAUAAUGAUGAACUAGCUAAAAAAAAUAUAAAUAUUAUAAUGAUACUUUUUUACUUAACGAACAGGUAUUUUGGAAUUUAUUUUUUAAAAACAAUUAAUAUGUAUGUCGAGUUAUAUUAUAUUAACAAACAAUUUAACGAAUAUAAAAACAAAAAUGAAAAUAUAAAAAAUAAUCUUAGUAAAAAAAUAGACAAAUAUUUAGAACAAUUAAAAAUAAGUGAACAACAUGUAGAAGAAUUCGAAAGUUUUAAAUUAAAUUAUACAGAGUUAAAAAAAGAAAAUGAAAAAUUAAAAAAUGGUAAUAAUAUAAUUCAAAAAUUAAAAAAAAAAAUUAACAUAAUAGAUAAUGAAAAAUUGAUGGUAAUAAAAGAAAAUGAAAAAUUAGAAUUUAUUAUUAAAAAAAAAAAUAUGUUAAUCGAAAAUAAUAAAAUAAUAGAAAAGGAGAGAAAAGAUGAAAUAAACAAAACAAAUAAUAAAAAAACUAAACUUAUCCUAAAAAAACAUUUCCCUUCAUCAGCUAAAAAUAUAUCUAACAUUUCAGUACCCAUUAUUACCACCAAUAAUUACAACAUUAAUAAUAUAAGCAAACAUAGUGAGAUAGUAAAUAAAAAUGUAGAACCUGAAAAAAUAUAUAACAAAAUAAUAGGAAAAGAAAUAUUAAAAAAGUCUUUUGAUAAAACAAACCAAAAAGAUAUAAUCAAGGAAGAAAAAGGAACACAAACAGUAGGUACCUCGAUUAUAAGUAAAGAUGAAUUGCCGAAUUAUCAAAAUUCAAAAUCAACACAAGAACAGUAUGUAUCCACAAAUUAUAAAAAAAAACAAAAUUAUGAUGUGUGCACAUUAUGUGAGAAGAAACAAAAUGAUAAAAUAUUGCAACAAAAUAAUGAACAGUUAGAAAUUCUUAAUUUUGAAAAAACAGAAAAAUCUGGAAAAAUUUCAACAAUUUCUUAUGAAAAAAAAAACGAAAUAUCAUCAAAUAAAUAUGUAGAAACAUUAGAAAUAAAUAACAAAUUUAUAAAAGUACCAAAAUAUAAAAGUAUAUUAAAUUAUCAAACAGAAAAUUAUUGUUUCCAUUUUUUAUUAUUUUGUAAGAAAAAUAAAAAUAAAAGUUUAAUUAAAAAAAAUUUAAAAAAAUAUACAAUUUGUCUAAAUCCACCAAAUAUGGGAAUACAAGAUAAUAAUUGUUAUAGUAUAAUUGACAUGAACAGAAAAUUAUUAAUAGAAAAUAUAUUUUAUUUUGUAACAAACAAUGUUUCAAUUUUUGGCGAAUUUUUAUUUAACCCGGGUUUAAUUCAUUCUUGUUUGAGAUAUUUUUCGAGUAAUUUUUCUGACAAUGAUAAUGGUAAUAAUAAUGGAAAUGUUAGACACAAUUUAAUAGAUAAUGAAAUAAAUAAUUGUGUUCUCCCAUUUAUUAAUUAUUUUUUAAAUAUAUAUACGUGUGUAUAUAAAAUAAAAUAUAACAUAUAUUGUUCCUACAAAGAAUAUCCUCAUUGUUCUGAUUCAAAUCAUAUAGUUAAUUUAUUCAACUCAUAUUAUUUUUCUAAUAAAUAUUUGAUCGAACAAGAACAUAGUAAAUAUGCUUUUUUUUUGGAAACAAAUUUAAGCGAAACUUCAAAUGCAAACAAAAUUACAGAAAAUGUAGAAUGGGAAUAUUAUAACAUACUCAGCAUAAUUAUAUUCAAUGAGAUCAAAAAGAAAGGAGGUAUCAUGCUGUCAGAUUAUAUUUCAAAACGUGAAAUAAACGCGCAAGGCGAUGAGGAAGAAAAAGGAGAAAAUAACAAUAGUAAUAGUAAUAGUAAUAGUAAUAGUAAUAGUAAUAGUAAUAGUAAUAGCAAUAGCAAUAGCAAUAGCGAUAGUAAUAACAAUCCAAAGCGCUGCAACAACAAUAUUUUGUUUGAUAUAAACAAUUUUACAAUCGAUCUUACUAAGCAUGAGCAGAAUAACUGGGGGUAUUAUAAGAAUAGGUACUUGCAAAAAAGGGCACAUAUAUACAACGAAAUUGAUAAGGUGUGUAAAAUUUGGAUGAAUGGCAACAAAAAUGAAAAUAUAAAUUUGGUUAAUCAAUUUAAUUAUGAACUAAGUUCUAAAGAAAAUGACGUAUCUUAUCUAUCCCCCAAUAAUAAUAUAUUUAUGCCCAAAUUUGCAUUUUUAAAACCUAAAAAAUGGAGUAUAAAAUGGAAUGAUACGAAAAAAUAUACUCAAAACUUAAAGGUGAAUAAAAAAGACAUGAACAAAAUAGUUAAAAAAAGUGACAAACUUUUUGAAGUAAAUUCAAAUAAAUAUAUUCCAAAUUUACAAUUUUCAAACUUUUAUAUAAAUACAAAUGGACAGACAACAUUUAAAGUUUCAAGCUUCAAUUGCUUAUGUCGUUUUUUUAAUUUUUUUAACAAAAAUAAUAAUAUUUAUUUGAAAAAACCAAAAAAAAUUGCACACAAAAAUGUUAAAAAUAUUAUGAACGGCAAUAAUAAAAGUGUUAAAAAAAAAAAAAAUUAUGACAAAGGCAUAAAUACUAAUUACUCGAAUUAUUUAUUACUAAAUAAUUUCCUUCAAUUAUUAUCCUUAUUUGUUUCUUUUGUUUUUAUAUUUUUGCUUGAUAUAUAUAUUCUAAAUAAUUCUAUAUUUUCUUUCUUUACAUAUCUUGUAUUUUUUUUUGCAUUUAUUAUAACUUCCCUAUUAAGAAGUGUAUUGUAUAUAGUUAGUAUUCCUUUAUAUAGUAAAAUAGAUAUACAAAAAUUUUUGGACUAUUUUUCAGUCGCUUUUAUACAAAUAGUAAAUUAUGCUCAUGUCUUUUUGUAUCAAAAUGAAGAUCUCAUUGAAUAUAUAUAA